AUGGCAGCAACGACGACGACUCGUUACGUAUCUGUAUCAUCAUCAACACCAACAACUCGUAAUAGUGAACGAAUUUCACAAUUAAAUCCAAUUGAAAGUUUGCAUCAAACAAAUAUCAAUAAAGAAUCGAUGACUAAUAUAACACCAGGUGUACCAGUUAAAUUUGCCGAUAAUACAUUUAGUGUUAUUAUCAAAGAUCAAAUUAGUCAAUUACUUAAUUUACCACAAAUAAAACAACUUAAAUAUAGUGAAGAAAAUGCUGCUCGAACAGUAACAUAUGAAAUUACAGAAAUUAUAAAACAAAUUAUGGCAGGACAUAUAAAAGAAAAUUAUAAAGUUAUUAUACAAGUCAUGAGUUAUCCCAAACAAGAUGAAAAUGAUAUUUUAAUAAUGAGUCGAUGUUUAUGGAAUUAUCGAACAGAUGAUGUACUUUCAGUAGAAAUUGAAACAGAUAUAUUCAAAUUUUUAAUUAUUAUUCAUGGUAUUCUUGCAUAA
Adineta steineri is the source of this 495-nucleotide messenger RNA. Lineage: Eukaryota; Metazoa; Rotifera; Eurotatoria; Adinetida; Adinetidae. The record is from the annotation of a GenBank genome assembly.